AUCUCUCCCGUCAGCUCCUUUGUAUGGCUCUGCAAAGCCUAGUCAGUCUGCAAAGCAGAGCCAUACAAAGCAGUGUGCUUACACAGUAAAGCACACACACAGCACACAGUUAACCCUUUGAUGUCCCCAGAUGUUAACCCCUUCCUGCCCAGUGCCAUUAGUACAGUGUCAGUACUUUUCAUUAGCACUGAUCACUGUAUUGUUGUCAUUGGGUCAGUGACACCAACUCAGUUCCCCCCCAGUGUCAGAAUGCCCGCCGCAGUCCCACUAUAAGUCGCUGAUCGCCACCAUUACUAACAUAAAUAAUUUUUUAAAAAUCCAGUAUCUAUACCGCCAUUUGUAAACGCUAUAACUUUCACUUAAACCAAUUAAUUUA
This is a messenger RNA of Staurois parvus, 376 nucleotides long. Lineage: Eukaryota; Metazoa; Chordata; Amphibia; Anura; Ranidae. The record is from the annotation of a GenBank genome assembly.